Messenger RNA from Eucalyptus grandis, 550 nucleotides. RefSeq lists its product as uncharacterized. The transcript has 2 exons. Lineage: Eukaryota; Viridiplantae; Streptophyta; Magnoliopsida; Myrtales; Myrtaceae. The annotation marks the transcript as partial. The record is from RefSeq and is a predicted model, not a curated record.
ACCCAGCAUCUUCGCCUCUCGCCGCCACUGCCGCUACCUCAAGCAAAUCGAGUCAGAAGACAUUGCCUCCAUCAAUUGCAGGAAUCCAUAGAGCACGCCAGCAAGUCCCUCGAUGACAAACUAAUCGGAAUCCACCGCAGGAGCGUUGCGCUUGGGUUAGUGAUUGGUUCAUUGAGCUUGGGCUUCGGCGAGCAAAGUGCCACCGCUGCCGCGAGAAGGCCGCCUGCACCUCCACCGGAGGAGAAAAAGGACCCCAAUGUGAGUGGGGUUCAGGCGAAAGUAUUAGCCAGCAAAAAGAGGAAAGAAGCCAUGAAAGAAUCCAUCGCCAAGCUAAGGGAGAAAGGGAAGCCAGUAAAUCAGUCGAGUGAAUAGUCAUCCGACAAAAUUUUCAGUGUCAAUUCUCGCAAAGAAUUUUCGAUUGCCCAGUACACACCUCCUCCUCGCAAUCUCUUCCGUUACGACGGCCUAUAACUUGUACCGGCGAGACUUGUAUGAGCCUAAUAGAUUCGAUGGAACUCAAGUGGAGCUUAAUUUAUCCGAGGUUUUAAUG